Molecule: messenger RNA, 1002 nt
Organism: Tauraco erythrolophus (red-crested turaco)
Lineage: Eukaryota; Metazoa; Chordata; Aves; Musophagiformes; Musophagidae
Source: RefSeq, a predicted model, not a curated record
AAAUCAGUUGAGGAAACAAAGUUGUGACCAUCUGUUUCACAGAUUACUACUCUUAUUAAUCAUAAGGAUAAACCAAAGCGUUCAGACAAGACUCUGCAAGCAAUUCAGCGAGUGGGCCAAGCAGUUAACCUGGCAGUUGGAAGAUUUGUUACCGUAGGUGAAGCUAUAGCCAACGAAAAUCAUGAACUGAAAGAGGAAAUGAGCGUUGCUUGCAUCGAGGCAAGGAGAGCGGGCGAAACAAUCGCGAAGCUUACGGACGUGGCAAGUUUGGAUCAUCCAGAAUCUGAUAGCCACAUAACAAUCUUUACGGACAAAACGGGUGUGGUAAAAGCUGCAAGGCUGUUGCUUUCUUCUGUCACAAAGGUGCUGGUGUUAGCAGACAGAAUUGUUAUUAAGCAAAUUAUAACUUCCAGAAACAAGGUUCUUGCAACAAUGGAACAACUGGAAAAAGUCAGUAGUUUCCAGGAGUUUGUACAAAUAUUCAGCCAGUUUGGAAAUGAAAUGGUAGAGUUUGCCCAUUUAACUGGAGAUCGGCAAAAUGAUUUAAAGGAUGAGAAGAAAAAGGCUAGAAUGGCAGCAUCUAGAGCUGUUCUUGAGAAGUGCACCAUGAUGCUCCUAACUGCUUCAAAGACUUGUCUGAGGCAUCCAGACUGUGAAUCUGCUCGUAUAAACAAAGAUGGAGUUUUUCAUCGGAUGAGAUUAGCGUUGGAACAGGUAGUAGAAAUUGUAACUGACUCUAGACCAAAUGGAGAAAAUGAAAUGGCCCCUAUUAGCAUAUAUUCAGGCAUCAAAGAAUUCAAGAAUAAGGUGGAGGGUCUUCGUGAGAAUCUUUAUUUUCUCUCAAAAGAGAACCUUUCAACAAUGCUGGAAGUUAUCCUGGAACAUACGGAAGACUUCACAGACUCUGCCUAUACCAGUCAUGAGCACAGAGAACACAUUUUGGAGCUGUCUAAACAGGCUAAAAUGGAGCUAGAGCAGCUGGUUUCAGUGUGGAUGCAAGCU